CGACAACGGUCAAAGAUUUUCGUUCAACGAUCAACAGAUAUUAAAACACACGGUGGUAUACUGAACUAUUACGGUUGCUGUCUACCGCCCCACGUUUACCACCUACCCCUCUUACAUUCACUCUCUCUAUUACCCUUCCAAGGAAUCUACCGGCUCCAGGCCACAUUUCACAUCACCGGACACCCAUUGUACCUACAACUUCUGCCAAUCAUCCUAAUUCAGCUAUUUCUGAUAGCCAAAUCCUUGUUUUUAUACCCAAACCCACCGUUACUUUUAAUACCAUGACCCUCUCACAGAUGAACGAUGCCAGAACACACGCCGAGAGCGAUGCUCAUGCACACAGCGAUUCCACCGAUAUAAAUACUAUAAAAACCAACACAAGCGCUAAAGCCUAUGAGUGGCGCAAUGACAGUGACACCUACGCUUAUGGCCACCAUGGGGAGGUUAUCUACGACUCAGAGUACCUCUUUCCGUUCCCCAACCCUGCCGCAGGCUCACCGCUUCUCCGGUUCGAGCCCACCAAGGCGGACCAGCUUGCAGUGGCCAACAUUACCGCGCUCGUGGCGCAGCUCACGUCUCCAAACUCUGUUGACUAUGACUUUUUGUACGACUUCUUCCUCACGUACCGCAUGUUCGUUACGCCAACAAAACUCCUCGACUUGCUUAUGGCGCGGCUUGUGUGGGCGCUCCAGUACCACGCGCGCGGGCGCGACACGUACGCACGCGACCACAACCCGCAGUACGAGACGCUCGGUGCGCUUGUGCUCGUGCGCACGUUCGUCGUGUUGCGACACUGGAUCAUCAACUUUUUCCGGCAGGACUUUGGGAGCAACUACGCGCUCCAGGAGCAGUUUGUGGAGCGAUUGAACGACGUGAUCGCGCGCUCUGGAUUGCUCGUGAGUGACCUUGCGCGUCGCGUCAUCACCGAUUUGCGCGCGCACUGGCUCAAGCUCGUAGACGAGUCCCCUGAAACCACCUUCGACGAAGAACACACGCCGCAGUUGCUCCCAUCUGCUCUCAACUCAUCCACAAACAAAAUAGGUUCCACCUUGUUCAACUACCGCAUUCCCGAGGACAUCCCUGGCGUGACCCACCGCCACGAAGAGGACGUUGAUGAUGGCAAAACGACUGCUGAUGUCGUUCCGAGCCUCGCGCUUGCCAGAAUCAUGCAAUUAAAGAAUCAGAAAUCCACCCCGAGCCUCUUGCAUUCGUUUCCCGCGGAGGAUACGGCCUCCGACCCUGGUCGCUCGUUCUAUAUUAACCCGGAUAACAACAAACCAGUGUUUAUGAAGGAGUUUAAUAUUCGUUCAGAUGAGUCUUUAGAUGAGCCAAGGCCCCCGAAAACCCACAAGGCCCUGAACUCCGUCUCCACAACCUCCUCCAACGCUACAAUCACUUCCCGCGACAAGGGCACGAUCCUCAAUCCGCGCGACAACUCGGUCGGGCUCCGCAGGACCGUCAAGGUGCAGUUGAGCGAGCCAUACGCGCCAACACAAGGCGUGAUUCGUCUCAGCAUGCCGCUUCUCCGCGGUGAGACGACCAUCUCCCCCUAUCCCGGGGAUAAGCGGUUCUUCGACGAGCAGCGGGAACCGCUUUCGCGUGGCUUCACCACCAACGGCGCGUUGAAUAUCAUGUCCUUGAGCUCGCUCAGCUACGAUGAGACCGCCGUGGUUCCCAAGACACCCGCAAAGAAGAUGUUUCUUCGGUUUCCGAGCGAGGACAGGGCCAUCGAGUCGCCGAAAGAAUUCAGGCCCCCAAAGGCUGAGGACUGGAAAAAGAUCUUCAAGGCCCCGCCUUUGCUUGAUGGCGGCCCCCAGUUGAGUCUGCGGAGCCGCAAAAGCUCGUUUUCGUCGUUGCUCGAUUCGUCUGCGAAUGGGUUGAACCGCUUGUCGUCGCUCAGAUUGAAGCGCAAGCCGUCCAGUCUUCCGUUAUCCCCGCCAGGCUCCGUCCACGACAAUGACAAAACUGAGGAGCAUUCUCCUUUGAUAGACACCAGUCUGGUUUCUGAGGAUAAGGUGGACUGUUUGAGCAAGAUGUCUGUGAUGGAGUUGCACCAAAUCGCGGAGUUCUUCCAGGCGAAUUUAUCGAAGUUCGACUAUCAAGGUCUCGGGAUUCUCGGGAUCAAUAACCAGGGCGACGUGGUGAUGAAUCAAGGAGAGACCCUUGUGGGUGAGAGUUUCACUGCCUCCGCGCUUCUUCUCCGUCGGUCGCGGGCCAAGUUGAUGAGCACUAUGCUUUCUGACCCGAACGAAGGAACGGGUGAGGCGGAUGCUUCGUUUGGCGCCCUAAGUGCUGAAGUCAAUGCCUCGAUGCUUGAUGUACCGCGGAUCCGUGCGCGCGCGAACGUAGAGUUGUCCACGGUGGAUAAGGAGGCCGACUUUGACUUUGGCUUCGACUUUGACCGAAAAGAGGUGGUUUCUGGGAGCUUUGUGCGCCAUGACCAGACCGACCACGACGUUCUUGUCGAGGAUUCUGAUGGUGGCGAUACGUCGCAGGAUAUGGGCUCCAUCCGGCCCUAUCGGCCGGGCCACAACUACAGCUCCGAGAUUUUUAAAUCGUCAAAGCUCUUUUCCAACCCCAGCCUCUCGCAGAUUUCCAGCAUCAACAAGCGCAACAGUAUCUUGUCAAAUAGCGACACCAAGAGCUAUAUAAGCUACGACUCCGCAAUCAGCGCGGAUCAGGGCCGAAAGGUAAAUCCGCGGAGUCGAGACUUGGGCGAAGAGAGAGGGCUCCGCUCAUCGACACAGUUCUUUGACGCCCUGUUUGACAUCGAGGAUAUUACAUCGGAUAUACGUCCCCUCAGUAUGGCACAAGGUGACCAUUUCGGUGAAGUGGGUUCUGAGGUCCAGCCGAGCGAAACUAGUCUCGGCGAGGUCAAGCGGGACUCAGUCCGGCCUAGUUAUUCUGAAAAAUUGGGUCCAGGGACCAAGUCCAGCGGCUCUGAAACUAAAAGGGAUUCCGAGUUCAGACUGGGAACCAGGGUCUCCACGCUGACGGCCACCAAGCACAGCUCGUCCAUUUCUAGCAAAUCGUACAUUAGCUACGACUCGGACCUCUCAAUCAACGUCAGUGAUGCCAACUACGUAAAUGUCACGUUUCAGAACGACCUUUUGCGGAAGAAGCAUGGGUUUGCUAACCUCCAGGGGUCGGACCUCAGCCCGCGGCUCCAGAACCUCGACACAAUUUUCGGUGAGAUGGAAUCCCCGCAGAGCGACGCUCCGCUGGGUAACUCUAGGGCAACCAUUUCCGAGGGAAAGAAGUACAACCUUUCCGUCUCGUCGUACGACUCCAUCUUUGACGACCUCAGGGAGAAAAACCACACGUCAGGAAACAGCACUGACGCCAGCCGUGACGGAAGCAACCCCGGGGUGGUAGACUUGGUAUCGCCAAACCUUGCUGGGCCGGCCCUGCGAUCCAGCCGGGUAUCGAGAACCCCCGACGGCUCCAUUCUGUUGAUUCGCAAUACCCAGAUGGACUCCCUGGACUCUGUCUUUCGCUCAGAUACUCCACCGCUCAGCAUGCUUGACUCCAACAAAUCGGCCGCCAUUCCUGGCUUGGACUCCAAGAUGUUGCGUGAGUUGGCUAGUAUCCCAGAUACCGAGGUGGAUGAGAACGAGGAUGCCCUCACGAAUGCCUUGUUGAUGUUGGAGGGGCGGUUCAGUCCGCAUUUUCUGCAGCCAAGUGCGCUUCCGUCUAAUUCCAGUACUCUCAAGGACUUUAGACAGCUCUUGCAUUCACCGUUGAACCCGGGGGUGGAGGCCGAGGAACACCCACAGACAGACAGGGGGGAAUCAUGCGACGAGAAGGAGUCACAGGAGAGUGCUCAUGAUGAGGGAUACCUCCAGGAGCUCAUUGAGGGCGACAAGGUGAUGUACCGGUUGUCGAAGAUGUUGGGGACGGGGAUUUUUGACGAGCAGGGUCCGCUGAACGUUUCUAUGCGGAUGAAUAAUGUCAAACAGGUGUCGAAGUUUGUGUUUGAGCGGUACAACCAGGUUAUCUCGCCCGCAAUUGAGCUGUAUCUCCCGGUGGAGGACUUGAUGCAGGGGAACAGCCAUUGUCCGUUCAUUGUUCACUACUCGUCGCUAGACGUGGCGGUGCACUUGACAUACAUCGAACGCGACUUGGUGCUCGACAUCGACUGGAAGGAGUUGAUUGAGUUGAAGUGGAAUCAGAACAUGAAGCCGUACAACUCGUGGUUGGAGUUGAUCUUGGACUACACGGAUGUACGGGGCGUGGAGCUUGUGAUCUCGCGUUUCAACCUCCAGGUGAACUGGGUCAUUUCCGAGGUACUUUUGUGCAAGGAUCCGUCCUUCCGUUGUGACAUCAUCUCGCGCUUCAUACAUGUGGCACAGCACUGCAAAGAGAUGCAAAACUUCAAUUCGUUGGUGCAGAUCAUUUUGGCAUUGACCAACGCCCAGAUCAGCGGGUUGAAGGAAACGUGGCGAGUGUUGGACCCGGGCGACAUCUUGAUGUUCAAGAACUUGGAGGCCCUCACGAUGCCGCACAAGAACUUCCAGCGGCUCCGCAGUGCUAUGGAUAAUAUAAAGCCAUCCAAGGGGUGCAUCCCCUUCCUUGGCUUGUACAUGUCUGACUUGACCUUCAACGCUGAGCGUCCAGUUUUUGUCAAGCCCAAGGCUCAUGGGACCGGCGAAGACACCACCGUGGUGCUGGACACGACGAUCGACACUAUCAGCGAGGUGGAUGCGAAGUUGAUCAACUUUGGCCGCUUCCGCACCUCCGUCUCCAUCGUCAAGUCGCUCAGCCAGUGUAUUGACUGGUCGAACUUGUAUGACUUGACCGUGCAUCGCGAGCUCUUGAGCAAGUGUUUAUACAUUCGCAGCUUGACCGACGACCAGAUGUCGGUCGCCAGGAAGUAUUUGAUUGAUGCGUAAGGUGAAUUUAUUGUGAAUUUAAUGUUGCAGGUAAAUCAUAAAAGUAAACAAUUUUGCAACGUGAAAUAGAACUAGAGGGUGGUGUUUACCGUUGGUUAUUAAUAAAAACCGGGACGAGUUUCUAGGCUUUUUGAUAAAUUGGCA
Messenger RNA from Babjeviella inositovora NRRL Y-12698, 5036 nucleotides. It is a transcript of the gene LTE1, whose product is annotated as mitotic regulator. The transcript has a single exon. The coding region runs from base 282 to 4892 and encodes 1536 amino acids. NCBI's taxonomy places the organism in Eukaryota, Fungi, Ascomycota, Pichiomycetes, Serinales. Gene Ontology annotation, cellular component: plasma membrane. The record is from RefSeq and is a predicted model, not a curated record. Gene Ontology annotation, molecular function: guanyl-nucleotide exchange factor activity. Gene Ontology annotation, biological process: Ras protein signal transduction; positive regulation of GTPase activity.